Molecule: messenger RNA, 972 nt
Organism: Ogataea haglerorum
Lineage: Eukaryota; Fungi; Ascomycota; Pichiomycetes; Pichiales; Pichiaceae
Exons: 1
Coding region: 1-972 (323 amino acids)
Cellular component (GO): nucleus
Source: RefSeq, a predicted model, not a curated record
AUGUCCGAUUUCGAUAUGAUGGACAUUGAGGACCGACGAAGCAGCGUUGUGUCCCAGAUGGCGAGGCCAGGCCAAAUGCCUCCCAGCAGCCUUGUUUUGAUCUUUGAUACCAAUUUCCUGCUCGAUCAUCUGCCGAUAGUGGACGGCCUUCGCGGGCUGCCGGUGCCCCAUCAGCUAAUUAUUCCCAACCAGGUCGUGAGAGAGCUCGACGGGCUCAAGUCGUCAAGCUCGCAUGUCUCCGGUGCCGCUCGCAAGGCCAUUGACUGGAUCUACGGGUUUCUGCACAACAACGACCAGAUCUUGCGGGUCCAGCGACUGCACGAGAGACUCGACCGCGGGGCCGUCCAAGACGACGCUAUCCUGGACGCUUGUCUAUUUUUUGGGUCAGAGAACAUGGUUGUGCUGUUUUCGAACGACAAAAACCUGUGCGUUAAGGCUCUGGCCCAAGGCGUGCUCACAGUAUCCUACCGUGAAGACAUGACGUCGCAAAUGAUCGCCGACCGUCUAGUGGCAGAGUUCUCGCGGGUCAAUGGCGAUGUGAUGGAGCUUGAGGUGAGCAGAGAAGACACACAAGUGGCUGCCGACAACGUCUAUUCGCAAGUACACACGCUCGCUGUGGAGGCCAUAGAGCACGUACUGCGGGAGGAAUUUGGCGACGAUUUCGACAUGAUAGAUUACGACCCUUCGAAACAACAUUCAUUGCGCGACUGUUGCUACACACUCAGACACUACAGCAUAUCCACCUUCGGGAGCUAUUUCUCUAACUCUGGCAUCAAUCCGCUAAAAUUACUCAAAGAAAAGCAUAGCAUAGCAGAAUAUUCCAGCAAGCCCCAGUCGCAAGAGCAGCUGUCCGAGUUUGUCGAGUUCUGGGUCAUUGUGUUAGAGGGACUCUACAAGAAGCGCAGCAGCGAGCAAAAGGCGGCGUUAAAGAUGGUCAUUGACGCGUGGCGCAAGACAGCGCAGACGGCAUGA